UGCAUCACAUGAAGGGAUAAAAAUAACGCAAAUAUAAACAAAACUAUGGUUUCUGUUGAAAAGACAAUUGUUUAAAACAUGAAUGUGAACAGAUCAAAUACAGAAGAUGGAAUAGUCAACUAGAAGAAGUUAUAAAAUGUCACAAUGGGAUGAACCCCCAACAACCUUGACCUCCUUUGGACCUCUGAGUUCAGACAUUUCAGAAGGAGGCAGUCUGUUUACUAGACUUUGGAAUAGAAAGAAAAAUGGGAGCCGAUCAGCAUCAAGGGAAGGCUCUACAGAAAGGAAACCUAAAACAACAGACAAAGAAGUCCUUUCAGCAUCUUCCCCUGUGAGUGAUGACAAACCUGUUGAAGAUAAACCUAGUUUACCUCAAGUUAAGCAUGUGGUAAAACCAAGUUUACCUGAUAUUUACAGUACAGCUACAGCCAGAACCUUGACGGGAGUUCUGAAUAGAUUGAGUAGUAUUGUGAGGACCGGGACCCCUCAAACCUACAAAGACAGUGACUUUAAACAGUACUGGAUGCCUGAUGAAAGCUGUAGAGAAUGUUACGAUUGCGGCGACAAGUUUACGACCUUCAGACGACGCCAUCAUUGUAGAAUUUGUGGACAGAUUUUCUGUAGUAAAUGUUGUAAUCAGGAAUUACAAGGCAGGAUUAUAGGUUAUAAAGGUGGAAUACGAGUGUGUACAUAUUGUGGUAAGGUAGCUAUGAGUGCGUUACAGAAUGAUUCUAGUGGUCACAUCAGUGUGGAUGAUAAAGAGGAACUCCAGCUGUCUAUGGACCCAGAAUCCCAAGUAUACAGCUUAUGGGGGUCAAAAAAGAGGACAUCACAGGAUUUAGCAAGGUCAUCAUCAAUAUUAGCCCCUGGUACACCAAGUAUCGAUGUCCUGAUACCAUUUGACCUCUCACAAAGUAGUUCUGAGACAGAUAUGAAUACUGGACUUGGUAGGAAAUUCUUAGAGGAUUCUGUCCAACUCCGUGAUAUCUGGAGACAAAUUGUUGAUCAAUCUAAAGGUGUGGAGAUGCAGAGUCAUAGGAUACGUCUGAAAACCUACUACAAGUGCAUUGUGGGAAAUAAACUGGUGGACUGGUUACUUAGCAAUGACAAAGCAGCUCAAAGAAUGCAGGCAGUUGUUAUUGGUCAAGCUCUACUGGACGCUGGUUAUCUAGAGAUUAUUGGUGGACAACAGAACAUCUUCCAGGACAACUUUACUCUCUAUAAACCAUCAGAGACUACUCCCAUAGACCCACCAGACAUCAGUAUAACGGACAGUACAGAACCACAAUGGCUACAGGAGAUUGAUAGUAAAACAGAUCAGUUGGAAAGCUUAACUGCCUCAGAAGACCAGAGCAGCAGUGGCCAGGAUGAGACUGCUAGUACAUUUUAUGUUCCUCUUGACAGCAAUGAAGACAAUGAAUUUGAACCAUUACCAAGGCAAGAUUCACACGCUGCAGGCUAUACAGAAGAUAUUAUAUCAGCCAGCAUGUUUAGUGGUUCCCAGAGUAUACCAGCCACCAAGCUGAUCAAGUCUGUCUGCUGGAGAAACUCAGAUACCCUCAAGGAAGACAAUGGAGAGAGAAGGGCUUACUCCUUACUCAAAAAGGCUCAUCAGGAUCACCUGAAUGGUUUAGUUCAGCAGAUGUUAUGUGACGAGGGUUUGUCUAAAACAUGGACCGACAUUGUCAUUGGUACGGCUCAACGUGUCAGUAAUUAUGUCAGACCCGAUGUCAGAGAGGAAGGAGACGAUAUGAAUAUACUGAAAUAUGUCAAGUUCAAAAAGAUCCCCGGAGAUUCAAAAGAACAGACUUGGUUAGUUCAUGGUGUUGUAUUCACCAGGAAUAUAGCUCACAAACAAAUGUCACAGAAACUCGUCAAUCCAUACAUUCUCCUGCUUAAAGGUUCUAUAGAAUAUCAGAGAGUAGAAAAUAAAUUUUCCUCAUUGGAACCCCAAAUUCUACAGGAAGAGGAGUUUCUGAAGAAAAGUGUAAAGAAAAUAUCGUCCCUUCAUCCUAAACCAAACAUUGUAAUCGUAGAGAAGUCUGUCUCUAGACUAGCACAGAAUUAUCUUCUAGAGAAAGGGAUUACUCUAGUGUAUAAUGUUAAACUGUCUGUGAUGGAGAAAAUAGAAAGACUAACACAGGGAUGUAUAGUACCGUCUAUAGAUGGGAUAGUUAGUGGACCAAUCACUCUCGGAUUCUGUCAUAACUUUAAAGUAUGCCACUUCAACUUGCCUUCAGGAGACACAAAGACAUUGUUAUGUUUUGAUGGAUGUGCACAACACUUGGGUUGUACCAUUGUUCUUAGAGGGGGAUCAAAAGGAGAACUGACAAGGAUUAAAAAGGUUGUAAAACUGAUGAUAACUGCGUGUUAUAAUUCCCAGCUAGAGAUGUCCUAUUGUAUGGAUGAGUUUGCUAUGCCAGAUUCACGGGCAGACGACAGUUCAAUGGAGACUGAUUCUGUGAUUAACUUUACCGAAGAAAAAACUGGUGUUAAAGUGUCUGACUAUUUACUAGAUUCUAAAUCGGGGGUAAAUUUGUUGAAAUUAGACUUGGAAGAUACCAACAAGGACAUUAUAAGAAAUAAUGAUAGAGGUGAAACAAGUAAUGAUUGUUUGGGAAAGGAUAGCAAUCAGCCAGAAACUAACUCUGAUAGACCUGUUUUUAAUAUAGGAGAAAGUGAUUCAAAUAAUGAAGAUAUUUCAACAGACGUUAAGAAAGGGCAGAUAACUAUGCAAAACAAUUCUUCCAAAAGUAAUACAACUGAAAACUUGCUUGAAGCAAAUCAGAAUGAGUAUAACAAUAGGAAAUUUGACCAUACAGAAAAUGUUGGCUCUUUUGUAGCAGUUGGUGAUAGUUGUAAGACCAAUACACAUAAUAUGACCUUAAAAGUUGAGGAAGGUCAGACUAAAUUAGGAAGACAACAUUCGACUGGGUUAAUUCCCCUGAACGACCAGUCUGAUCCUCUUUAUAUGUACCAGAAAAACCAAGAUGAUGCAAUCUUUCAUAGUACUGUCACUUUGGAAGCAAAAACCCAAAAACGCUGUGCAAAGUUUAAAAAAACUCUUGCAGAGAUACUUCUGUCAACAUCGCCAUAUAUAAAAUUCGAACUGCCAUAUUUAGAAACAGAAUUUGGAUCGAGAUCAAAUGUUAGAAACUUUUUCAAAGACGAUUUGUUCUGGUCCAAGUAUUUUGAGCCUGUAGCAUACAGAGAGAAAAAGAAACAGCUAGUGGAGACGUACUGCCCACCCAAACCAGCUUCUCCAUGGUCAGAUAUUGAAAUAUCAGAGCCACACCCAUUGAUUCUUACACAGAUAACUGGAUCCCUGAAAGAUAAGCAUCUACAGCAUCUGAUAGCAGAUUUCAGGGCAAGAGGUGGCAGGAUACAAUUACGGCCAAGAGCCAUUGUUUCUGAAGCAGAUAAACAGGACACACACCAAGUCACAGAAAAAACAGCACCAGGGGUUGACUGUUUAGACUAUAGUAAUCAUCAGAAGUUUAUGGUGUUAUUGAGUAGCCACUCAGAGAAUUCAACAAACUAUCCAAACCCAUGUGUUCCUCCACAACUUGUAUCAAUGCCCUUCUAUAGUGGACAAGAUAUGACCUUGGGUGGAUUCCUAGAAAAGUUCUGUUUCAGGGAAUCUUACUGUUGCCAGCCAUACAUGUGUCCCUCAGAGAAUUGUGAAGUACCAUUACUAGAUCAUGUUAGGAGAAUAGUACAUGGCCAUGGAUCUAUAUUUAUAUCUCUGAGGAAGUUAUCUAACUGUGUACCAGGAGGAGAUAAAGAUAUCAUGAUGUGGAACUGGUGCAGAAAGUGUAGACAGGCGACUCCCUUAGCAGCCAUGAGUAAUGAUACAUGGAGUUUAUCUUUUGCCAAGUUUUUAGAAUUGAGAUUUUAUGUGAACACAUUCACGAGACGUAUGGGACCUGAUCCUUGUUGUCAUUCAUUACAUCAUAGUUUCAGUCAGUACUUCGGAAGACGGAAUAUUGUGGCUACAUUCAAGUAUAUGCCAGUGAUAAAAAAAGAAAUAGUGCUUCCACCAAGUGUUAUCUCCCUUGAUUCACAAGUCCUGUUGUACCAAUGGACAACUCUCAGAGACAGCAUGAGAUCAGUAGAAAGAAGAGGUCUAGAAAUGUACAGUGGUAUAUUGGAACAGUUGGUUACGAUAAACUCGUCAAGUGAUGACCUGUCAAAGAUGAUCGUGGAUCUCACUAACAUGUUGGAGAGUGAGAAACACAGAUUAAAAGAAUUGAUUCAUAAAGGAAGACUUGAGGUUACCAAAAAGGAGAAAGAAAACACAGAGAACAUGUCAGAGUAUUUUGCACUGUAUGACGAUUCUUUAAAGAUGAUGAGAUUUCUGGCCGAUGCUGAUAUAAACUGGAGAUCUAAAAUGCAAGAGCUAUAUUCUCAACAUAAAAAGACCAGAACUUCACAGUCAAAAAAGGAUAAAGAUGCAGGAUCUUCAACAGCAGAACCAAAGAGAGACUCUGCAACCUCACUUCCAUCAGCCAAUGAAAUUCCCAAGAAAAAAGAAUCUUCUGGUUCCCUCCCAAUAAGUGAAGAGAGAAGGGACCAGCUUCUUGUAUUUUCAUCAUCUAAUAAAAAUCAGGGUAGUGUUGGAUCAGCAUCGUCUUCUUAUAGUGAAACCAUAGCAACACAAAGAGACAAAUCUGUCUUAGAACCAGACACUGGAAUACAAAGUGAAAGAAAUAGUAUUGUAUCUUCUGUUUUUGAAGCAGACACUAAAACUCAACCCAAAACAGACACAACAACCUCUAAAUCAUUCGGAGAACCUCCAUCAGAUUUAAAUACUGGUCAAGAUAGUGUGAAACACUGCCUUGAAGAUAAUAGGUCAGGGACAAAGAUAAAUCCAAUAAAUGUCACAUCUACUCUCCAAGACCUUCAGACCGAGGUCGAUCAAGACAAAUUAGAAUGUGAUCAACUUGAAUCAGAACCUGAAGAGGAAAUCAAGUCUGACAGAACAAUUUAUGACAGGACAUGGUCUGGUGUUUUUAUAGACAAAUCAGAUUUACCAUCCAUAACAGAACCGAUUAGCAUCAACCAGUCGCAUUUCCUAGAUGAGAGUGGUAUUUACAGUGUAACCCCAGGUUUAGAAGCAGGUAUAGGACCUUACAGUGACAGAUUAGCUGAUGCUAGUUUUUCUCCCUUUGUUGUACUACACACUUUGCAUGAAGGUUUAGAAGGAAGAACAUCAAGUUUUAUUUCACAAGACAAAGCACCGUCAGGACAACAGACAGAAUCAGUAACCAUAGAAACAAAGUCUAGGGACAGUCCAUCACAACUCUCCGGACACAUAUCUUCUGAGUCUAGUGCCUUGUCAGUGAAUGAUUUGCAGCCUCAUCAAACCUCCUCUCAGCCCCAGAAAUCCUCCUCUCAGUCUCAGCAAUUGUCCUCUCAGCCUAGUGAUGUUCAUACAGUACCCAUCAGUUUGUCUGUUGGUGUAGAAAUCCAGACGGACAAAGUAGACACAGAUAAAAAAGUUAAAACAAGGAAAGAAGCAACUAAAAAAGAUGAUUUUACAGACAGUCAGCAGGUAGAAAGAAUCAGUGGAAUCAUGAAGAAAACAUUCACCAACUUUUUGUCAGGAACAGGAUUACCUCCCCUGCCUUUUCCAUUUGAAUGUAGGGAGCAUCAUUUAUUACCAACUUGUUAUAAAGUUCCUGUUGUUGUCUACGAUCAAGAACCAAGUUCUAUUAUAGCUUAUGCUUUAAGCUCCUAUGACUAUCAACAAAGGUUACAGGAAAUCCAGUCAGCUUUUACUUCAUCACAGAAGCUCAUUAAUAGUAAGGAUAUGAAGUCAGCAGAGGAUGAGCUAGAUGGCUCAAAGAAGAAUGGAGGAACUACGUUGUCCUUUGUGAAGAAUAAAGACAGUAGUCCUAAAAUGGCCAAACUUGAUUCUGUCCAUUAUAAUGCCAAGAUAGAAACAGGAAGUGGGGAAUUCGAUGAGCAUGAAGGUUUCUCCAUUUUAUCGUCUAGUUUACCAGAAUCAACAAAAUCAGGGAAAACGGCUGCUGGACCUCAUAUUGAAUUACAAUAUUCUGACCAUAUGGCCAAGUUUUAUUGUAAGAUCUACUUUGCUGAACAUUUUAGAAAGCUACGUAAGCUUAUCUUCCCUGCUGGAGAGGAGAUGUUUAUCAGAUCAUUAAGCAGAUGUAAAAUGUGGGAAGCAAAGGGAGGUAAAUCAGGAUCAAAGUUCUGUAAAACUGAUGAUCAGAGAUUUAUACUGAAACAGAUGUCUGGAGCAGAAAUUGAUGUUUUUGAAAAAUUUGGACCAGAGUAUUUUACCUAUAUGAACAAAUCAUAUGUUGAACAGAAACCCACAGCUUUAGGUAAGAUUGUUGGAGUGUACAGAAUAGGCUUUAGGAAUACACACACCAAUGCUGGAAUGAGACAAGAUUUGUUAGUCAUGGAAAACUUAUUCUAUCAGAGGAAAAUAUCACAGACAUUUGAUUUGAAAGGUUCGGAGAGAAAUAGAUUAGCUAGUACAUCAGGGAAGAGAGAUGAAGAACAGGUUCUACUGGAUACUAAUUUAUUAAAUUUAAGUAUAGAGUCACCACUGUACAUCUAUCCUCACUCCAAGACAUUACUGAUGAAUGUUAUCAGUAGAGAUUCACAAUUCUUAGCUGCUAAUCUUGUCAUGGACUACUCACUACUGGUCGGACUGGAUGAAAACAGUAAUGAACUGGUUCUAGGUAUUAUAGAUUAUAUAAGAACAUUUACAUGGGACAAGAAAUUAGAAACCAUCUUGAAAUCUGCUGGAGGUAAACUGCCAACAGUUGUCUCCCCUGAGAUCUAUAAAAGUCGUUUCCUGUCAGCCAUGACUAGAUAUUUCUUACCAGUACCAGAUCAAUGGACAGGGAAAGACUUUGAUCCAACAUUAAGUUGAUGAUUGAUCUAGUGUAGUUCAUUAAAACAUUGAUAAUUUUUAUGCAGUGAUUUUUUUUGUUACAGACGUUUGUUAUGAUGACUAUGAUUUGUUGACCAAAUGUUUGUUACCAUAUCUGAUCACAUCUGUAUUAAAGAAUAGAAUGCUUCUUUUUGUAAAUCUAUUUG
Molecule: messenger RNA, 7074 nt
Organism: Mytilus trossulus (common blue mussel)
Lineage: Eukaryota; Metazoa; Mollusca; Bivalvia; Mytilida; Mytilidae
Product: 1-phosphatidylinositol 3-phosphate 5-kinase-like
Exons: 47
Coding region: 137-6907 (2256 amino acids)
Biological process (GO): phosphatidylinositol metabolic process; melanosome organization; regulation of reactive oxygen species biosynthetic process
Cellular component (GO): vesicle membrane; cytoplasmic vesicle
Molecular function (GO): 1-phosphatidylinositol-5-kinase activity; 1-phosphatidylinositol-3-phosphate 5-kinase activity; metal ion binding
Source: RefSeq, a predicted model, not a curated record